Molecule: messenger RNA, 2204 nt
Organism: Eucalyptus grandis
Lineage: Eukaryota; Viridiplantae; Streptophyta; Magnoliopsida; Myrtales; Myrtaceae
Product: beta-glucuronosyltransferase GlcAT14A
Exons: 4
Coding region: 788-2080 (430 amino acids)
Cellular component (GO): membrane
Molecular function (GO): glucuronosyltransferase activity
Source: RefSeq, a predicted model, not a curated record
CCAGGGCGGUCGAUCCUCUCCGCCUCCACCUUCUCCACCUUCUCCACCUUCUUCAUCAAGCUCCCGUCAUCUUCCCCGAAUAUCUCUUUCUCUUUCCGAGAGAGGCAGGGAAUCCCCGUCUGAAGAAAGCCCUGAAUCUCUCUCAAGACCCUUAAAGGCGUCAUCUUUAUCCUCGUAAUCUCUCCCCGGUUGUCACCAUCCUUUGGAUUUCUUAAUCCAAAUCUCUCGGGUUCCAACGCCAAAGUACCCUUUUGGUUUCCUUUCCUUCGAAUGCCAGAAAGUCUCUUCCUUUUCGACUCUCUCCUUCCCAAUCCUCCGAUUCUUUAUCGGGGAGCUCGCAUCUCUCGGCUCCGCCACUGUCUUGCGUCCGAAGCAUUUCGAACGUGCACUCCAAGUGUUCGUUUUCCCUCGCUUUCUCCGCCAAGAAGCUGUUUCUUGAUGUGCUAGUUUCAUUCGACCCGUAACAGUUUUAUUCGGCUGACCGUGCGUUCCAUUAAAUGCCUAGCUUGUCGUAUCCUAACCUAUCGUUCUUAUUUACUCGACCAGUUCAUUGACUGUUAUGAGAUCGUUACUCGAAUCACCCCAUUUUUCCUGAUUGCAAAAUGGCCGUUUUGUGUUGAAAACUGUCGGGCAUUCUGCUUAAAUGCUGUUCGUAAGCCCCAAGAAGCGACUUUGGUCACGCUUUCGAACCUCCUUGCUUCUCUUCGAGUCAAUAUUCGGCUACCCUGAGCUUUUCCUUUAGCCAGGAGUCUUGGGGGUAACUUUCACGGGCACCCUUUUGAAGAGCAUGAGGAAAAAUGCUAAUCCUCACCUGGUAAGGAUUUUCAGUGAUCGAAAAUGGAUCCCUCCGUUUUUCGCGAGUUUACUCGUGUUGGUCACGCUGUUGUUUUCUGCUGUUUUCGGGUUGUUUGGAUCUCCUUACGGUGAAUAUCAAUCCGCAUUUGAGGAGAAGUUGGAUGAUCGAAAUGGGCUCUUUGUAGAAUCAGAGAUAGACAAAUCGGCCAAUGCCAAUGGCCGUUUAGCAGGGGAUGCACCCAGAUUUGCGUAUCUUAUUUCGGGUACAAAAGGCGAUAGUCAGAGGAUGAUGAGAACUUUACAAGCUAUUUAUCAUCCUAGAAACCAGUAUAUUCUGCAUCUGGACCUUGAGGCGUCACCUCGCGAACGGAUGGAUUUGACCCUGUCUGUAAAGAAUGAUCCGACAUUCCGUGAAGUAGAGAAUGUCAGAGUAAUGGCUCAGUCGAAUUUGGUUACUUAUAAGGGACCUACGAUGAUUGCAUGUACACUUCAGGCCAUUGCAAUUAUGUUGAGGGAGAAUUUGCGAUGGGACUGGUUUAUAAAUCUUAGCGCUGCAGAUUAUCCUCUUAUGACACAGGAUGAUCUGCUAUUUGUAUUUACCAAUUUGUCCAGAAGCCUGAAUUUUAUUGAACAUGCUCAGUUUGCUGGGUGGAAAUUGGACCAACGGGCGAAACCAAUCAUCAUUGAUCCAGGGCUCUACUUGUCAAAAAAGUCUGACAUAUCUUUGACCACUCAACGUCGAUCACUGCCAACAUCCUUUAAGUUGUUUACUGGAUCUGCUUGGGUGAUGCUAACCCGUGAUUUUCUCGAGUACUGCAUUUGGGGAUGGGACAACCUUCCUAGAACCAUUCUCAUGUACUACACAAACUUUAUAUCUUCUCCAGAAGGUUAUUUUCACACCGUCAUUUGUAAUGCCAAAGAGUACCGCAAGACUGCUAUAAGCCACGACCUUCACUACAUUGCUUGGGCUGAGCCACCAGGGCAGCAUCCUCUUGAUCUCUCCCUCAGGCAUUUCGAUAAAAUGAUUAAAAGCAAUGCACCAUUUGCGAGAAAGUUCCGGAAAGAUGAUCCAGUCUUGCAUUUGAUUGACAGCGAGCUUUUAGGUAGGAAAAAAGGCCGGUUCACACCUGGAGGGUGGUGCAUUGGCAACUCAGAUGGUGAGGCCGACCCUUGCUCCUUGCGGGGUGACGAGUCAGUAUUUAAGCCAGGACCUGGAGCUGAGAGAUUGCUGGAGUUGCUUCAGGAACUUUUGUCUGAAGGAUUCCGGAGCAAGCAGUGCUCUUAAAUGGUGAGUACGAUCUUACGCAACCUCAAGUGUAAAUUUUUGCGUUUGUAGAUCUUACAGUUGAUGUAAUCAUUACAACUUAGUUCAUCAUAAUGAAACUGAAUGUAGCUUUUUGAUUGUGGUA